Molecule: messenger RNA, 3800 nt
Organism: Mauremys reevesii (Reeves's turtle)
Lineage: Eukaryota; Metazoa; Chordata; Testudines; Geoemydidae
Gene: DOC2B
Product: double C2 domain beta
Exons: 9
Coding region: 125-1321 (398 amino acids)
Cellular component (GO): membrane
Source: RefSeq, a predicted model, not a curated record
GAGGCUGGCAGGGGCGAGAGCGCCCGCCCGAGCUGCCCCCGAGAGCCCGCCCGGCCGCCUCUCCUCAGCCGCCGCCGCCGCUCGCCGGGGGGCGCGUCCCGCCCGCCCGCUCGCAGCCGCCUGCAUGACACUCCGCAAGGGGGAGAGAGCGACCAUCAGCAUCCAGGAGCACAUGGCCAUCGACGUCUGCCCCGGCCCCAUCAAGCCCAUCAAGCAGAUCUCCGACUACUUCCCCCGCUUCCCGCGCGGCCUGCCCGCCGCCGCCAGCCGCCCCGCCGCCCCGCCGAGCCGCCCGCCCCUCAGCCCCGCCGAGCCGCCCCGCGACGAGGACGAGGACGUGGACCGGCUCUUCGGGGCGUACGGCGCCAGCGGCCCCGCCGAGCAGCCGGCCCCGCGCCCGGCCGAGGAGGAGGCGGCGGCGGCGGACGCCGAGGGCUACGAGUCCGACGACUGCACUACGCUGGGAACACUAGAUUUCAGUUUGCUGUACGACCAAGAAAACAAUGCUCUCCACUGCACAAUCAAUAAAGCCAAGGGCCUGAAGCCAAUGGAUCAUAAUGGUUUGGCUGACCCAUAUGUCAAAUUGCACUUACUCCCAGGCGCUAGUAAGGCGAAUAAGCUAAGAACAAAAACGUUGCGGAACACUCUGAAUCCCACCUGGAAUGAGACCCUCACUUACUAUGGCAUCACGGAUGAGGAUAUGAUUCGCAAGACGCUAAGAAUUUCCGUCUGCGACGAAGACAAGUUCCGCCACAACGAGUUCAUCGGGGAGACGAGAAUCCCAUUGAAGAAGCUAAAGCCCAACCAAACCAAAACCUUCAGCAUCUGCCUGGAAAAGCAGCUGCCGAUAGAUAAAACAGAAGACAAGUCCCUGGAGGAGCGCGGCCGGAUCCUCAUCUCCCUCAAGUACAGCUCCCAGAAGCAAGGCCUCUUGGUCGGCAUCAUCCGCUGCGCACACCUGGCUGCCAUGGAUGCCAACGGCUACUCCGACCCCUAUGUGAAAACCUACUUGAAACCAGAUGAGGACAAGAAAUCAAAGCACAAGACAGCAGUGAAAAAGAAAACACUAAACCCUGAAUUCAAUGAGGAAUUUUGUUAUGAAAUAAAGCAUGGUGACCUGGCAAAGAAGACCUUAGAAGUCACUGUGUGGGAUUAUGAUAUUGGAAAAUCAAAUGAUUUUAUUGGUGGAGUAGUGUUAGGAAUUAACGCCAAAGGUGAGCGGCUGAAACACUGGUUUGAUUGCCUGAAAAACAAGGACAAGAAAAUAGAGCGCUGGCACACACUAACGAACGAGCUGCCAGGGGCUAUCCUCAGCGAUUGACCCUAAAGACAGGCCCGGGGCCCCGAAGAUAGCCCAGCUCUCUCUCACAACCAGAACCAGGAACAGUUCAUGCCUUUGGACUUCUAGUUUACUUACUACAUUAAAAGGGUUACUAAGUCAGCAAGAAAGAGUGGCUUGGUAAAUUCCAACUGUUGGUCAGGCUGCAGGGAAAUACCACUGAACAAGACACAAUUGAUUUUCUCUGUUCAGUGGGUGCGAUCGGGUUUUCUCCUAGGUGUCUCUGAGCACACACACACACACCCCCGCCCUCUCUCUCUCUCUCUCUCUCUCACACACACACACACACACACACACACACAAUUGAGAGAAAACAGGCCUGCAUGCACUAGAAUUGUGACUUAUUUGCUAACUAUUUGAUAUACUGAAUUAUCUUCUUGCUGCCUUGCAAAAUGAAUGGAUCACUUUUUGUUUGUGUAGCUACUAUGAGCAAAAAGCAUUAUUAAACAUGGAACUAUUUUACUAAGGGGACUGUGCCACAUUUCUGGUUGUCAAUUUCUGUGGUUUGGGCCUGCACAGUCUUUAUGCACUUAAACACCACCUUUUGGAAUGAUCAUCUUCUCCAAUAAUCUAUAAGGACUGUUUGCUUUUCUUUCAGAAAUGUAAUGCUUGUUCUGUCUGAUGAAGUAUACCAGUAUGCUAAAAGGGCUGUGCAGCUAUAUAAGGCAAUAGCUUCCUUGUAUAAGUCGACUUGGGAACAGUAGGCACUUGCAGCCUCACUAGGAAUAAUACAAGGCUUCACAUUUGCUAAAAGAAGUUUUGAUAUUUAAGAAAGAUCAGAAAAUCAACAGACAAUUCCAUUCUAGCACUUACUCUUGCUCUAUUACAGACAGUGGGACUUCACACUAGUACUUCCAUGCAGCUGCUAUUUUUAGGAAACCAUGAAUCUGCCUUUCUUCCUGUCAACUACACAGCUGGUUUGAACAGGAUUAUUUUUCACUGAAACUUACCUUCAGAUUUUACUGUUAGUGCAGACAUUUCAUUCCGGUUAGUGAGAAUGAACAGAACCCCCGAAGAGUUGCCACUAGCUAGAAGGGCAAGAGGCGGCAGACUUGAUGCUACAGUAAGUGCCAUGGGUCAAAUUCUGCCUUUGGUUACAUGCACAACAACCUUCAUGGACUCCAGUGGGCAUUACACAUGUGUAAGGGACAGAGAAUUUGGCUUUGUCUCUUCCUUUAUUCAGCCUUCUUAACAGUGUAUGUAACUCCUAACUCCCCAGGUAGGCCAAUUAGCCAUUCCUCUCUACAAAUCUGUUCUUUGCAUCGGGCUGGCUUCACUCACUGUCCAAAGACUUAGGCCCUGAUUUUUGCCCCACUGACAUCAUUGGUAGGUUUGUGGGCGAACAAACAAUCCCUGGUGGAAUGUGCAAGGGACAACUGCAAGUCUCCGUUAUUGAGAGGGAUCCAAUUGAAUAAAAAGCUAGUUCUAGAAUCUCCCCCUCUACCAAACACACAGCUCCCAAACCAAACUUCUCUACUCUGCCAGUCACACCAUACACUGGAUCAAAGUUUCUUCUCUUUCUUUCAUUAACCACAUUGUUCUAUUUUCCUAUCAUGUCCAAGACAGUUCACAAGUUUUUCUGCAAACACAAGAAGUAACAAAUGAGCUAAACUAACUGCAAAAUGCUGCAUGUUGGCAGAAUUUAUAGAAGCCUUUAAUCCAUGCAUUAUUGAAAAGGUCCAUAGUUACAUCAAGUCUUUACUAUGUAGUAGUUCAUAAACAUGUAUUUUUGGGCUGAAGACCACUUUUUGGGAUCAAUCAGAUCUCUUUAGACCUACAUUGAUUUUUCAAAGUUAUAAUAAUAGUACACCUUGUUAGAUAUGGGAAAACCUUCUUAGGGUCUUUUUAACAUGUAAUAUUUGUAGUGAAUUACGCAGAUAUGCAUGAAUUUUAUUUGAAUGCCAACAGUGUGUCAAGUUAGAUGAUCUCACCAAUUCUCUCUUGCCCAUGUAUACUUUUCCAGCACUUUAAAAUAUAGCAGGAUAGCUAGGGCUUGAUUUCAGAAGUGCUGAGCCCCCACAGCUCUUACUGGAGUCCAUGGGAGCUGCAUGUGUUCAAGGGCUCUGAUAAGGAGGCUCUUAGAAUGGCCAGGAAUAAUAGGGACUCUCCCUUUUUGUCAGUUAUUUUAAAAGUACCAUUUGUUUAAGCAUAUAUUUUGCCAUAACACUAGUUUAUGCCUAAUGUGGAGUGGGACAUAACGUGUGCAUUUUUUCAUUUUGUAUUUGUCUUUUUUAACUGGGCUGUAUAUAUAAAUUGCAUGCAAGAUGGUUGUUGUCAUGCAAGAACUUGUUAAAUGUUUGAUACCAAUGUUUUGCUACAACGUGAAGGCUGCAGUAAUUGUCCUUAACUGCAUCCUACAAGAAUUUUGUAUUUCAGUAUUAUCUACGUGUACUUAUUGUUGGAUUUGUUAAUAUUUAUAAAUAGAACCCAAAAUAAAAAGGAAAAAAAGGUGAAUUGUAAA